CUCAGUUUCAAUCUGAACUUGGCCGGCGACGGACGUGAAGCGCCGACUUGAGCACACAUAGAUAUACAUACGUAUAUAUGUAUAUAUAACGCAUAUUGUGCAAGUCGCACGCGACUAUAUAGCUGCCAGUGUAUUGGUUAAUUAUACGAAGCACGACAACUACAACGUGAACUACAGAUGUGUGUAUAAAUCAAUGUCCGCUCUAAACAGGCGGCUGCAGCAGUGUCAAUAACAAUAAUUAAACAAAACUCAAAAGCAAAAUACAUGAGAGGAGCAACUUUUGUUUUUGUUUUCAAUCUGUUUUUCACUUUUUGGCGCGCCUUUUGUGAGUCGCGCGCGAUAAGUCCGACAAACAAACCGAAAACCAGUCGUCAAUCAUAAAAGACAAAUUUAAUCAAUUACACGUGUCACACACAACAAAGAGCUAAUUCGAUUUUUAUCUGACCCAGUGCAUUCGGAGGAUCAAGAAUCCAAAUUUAAUCAAGCAUUUAAAACAGCAUACCUGAUACACCAUAAAAGGCAAUCAACUGUGUAAUCCAAUGUUUGAGGACGCUUUCGGCGAUAUACAGGAAAUUAUCAAUGCCAGCAUGGAGUUGAAUGGGGGCGCCACCGGCGGAGGCACGGUGGCAGGAGCUGUUGGCGGAGGCGGUGGUGCACAUCACAUAUUAUCGCAGUCGACUUCCCUGCCGGUAAUGCCGUCGCACAUUCCGCUCCACCUACAGAAUCAGAAUAUGAAUCAAAAUCUGCCCGAUCCAAGUGCUAGAAGUGGUCCCCACCUCCGUAUCGUGGAGGAGCCGACAAACAAUAUAAUCCGCUUUCGCUACAAGUGCGAGGGUCGCACUGCCGGUUCGAUUCCGGGCAUGAACUCCAGCUCGGAAACGGGCAAGACCUUUCCCACCAUCGAAGUGUGCAACUACGACGGACCCGUCAUCAUCGUGGUCUCCUGUGUGACGAGCGACGAGCCCUUCCGCCAACAUCCGCACUGGCUGGUCAGCAAGGAGGAGGCGGAUGCCUGUAAGUCGGGCAUCUACCAAAAGAAAUUGCCGCCAGAGGAGCGGCGGCUGGUGCUCCAAAAAGUGGGCAUACAGUGCGCCAAGAAGCUGGAGAUGCGCGACUCGCUGGUGGAGAGGGAGAAGAGGAACAUCGAUCCCUUCAAUGCCAAGUUUGAUCACAAGGACCAGAUCGACAAGAUCAAUCGGUAUGAGUUGCGCCUCUGCUACCAGGCCUUCAUCACAGUGGGCAACUCGAAAGUGCCCCUGGAUCCCAUAGUAUCCUCCCCGAUUUACGGCAAGAGCAGCGAACUGACCAUCACCCGGCUGUGCAGUUGCGCGGCCAGUGCGAACGGCGGGAACGAGAUCAUCAUGCUGUGCGAGAAGAUUGCCAAGGACGACAUCGAGGUGCGAUUCUAUGAGACGGACAAGGAUGGACGGGAGACGUGGUACGCCAACGCCGAGUUCCAACCCACGGACGUGUUCAAACAGAUGGCCAUAGCAUUCAAGACGCCGCGCUACAGGAACACCGAGAUCACACAAAGCGUUAAUGUGGAGCUGAAACUAGUGAGACCCUCGGAUGGAGCGACGAGUGCCCCACUGCCGUUCGAGUACUACCCGAAUCCAGGUACAGUAACCUUUGCCCGGCUACAGCGAAAGUUGAAACGCCGCCAGGAGCUGGACGUGUUCCAGCAGAUCCUUUCCCUCGACAGCGAAACGACGGCCACGAAAUACUCGUGCCCACCGAUGGAUCUGGAGGAGGAUAAUAACACGGUAUCAUCCGACGACCAACAGAGUUCGGGAACUCUCAACGAAUUCGAAAUAGCCGUCAAGAAGAUGCAAAUGCGUCAGAGGGGUGAAUCACACGAGAUGGAUGGUGGCACUGUCACCGAGUACACGGAUAACGAUAACGAACCGGACAUGGAAAUAGAGCUGGAGGUGCCGCAAUUGUUGCCCCAACUGGCCGACGACUGCACCCAGACGUCCACGCCCAUGGAGGAGAUUCUGCAGCAUCCGCAGCUGCAAUCGCGACCUCUGUCCAAUGUGGAAACAAUCACCGAGUGGAUGAAGAGCAGCGAGUUCGAGAGAACGGAUAGCCUGACCGUGGAGAACGGGGACACGCAAUCCCUGUCGAAUAGCACGGCCCAAACAGCUUUUACCAAUGUCAGCAGCUUGACUGCCAAUACGACCAUAACGAACCAGUUGGACGAGGAAGCCCACGGUCUUUUGGCCAAUGGUUCCCGCAGGGAUACCCUCGAGAAUCCCGCCGUGAAAGAGCUACCGGAAAAUGAAAGGGAACCGGAAAUGGUUUCAGCCAGUGCCCAGGCCUCUAUGGAUUUGGAUGAAAACUUCGACGAGACAGCCACAUAUACGAGCCUGCAAAUAGCCUUUAAAAAUCCCAUAGACAUAGGAUUGCCCAAAGAAAGCAAACAGGCAGCACCCAUUUAUCCACCUACCAAUCCGUUUGGGCAGCUAGAUGAUGCCGAAUUGGUGGUCCUGACAAAUCCACCAGCUCCCAGGAUCAAAGUGAACGCUGCUCAGACACCAGCCACGCCCCCAGCCUCACCGCCCCUGCCGUUGCCACCUCGAACUCCUUCCCCCGUUUCAGAUCAGAGAUUACCUCCCUUGCCACCGAAACCGCAGAGAAACUCUCAGGAUCUGAGUGCUGUCAGUGAUUCUAUUUCUGUGAGCCGCUCGAGAAACGGCAGCCUAAGCUCCACUAGAACUACACCUUCGCCCAUAAUUAUAAUGCGAACCCCUGAUCAAAGUCCCACCAAAAGGCAACCGACGCCCAGUGCUUCGCCAAAGAAGCGCCAGGGAUUCUUCUCGAGAUUCUUUUCCCGCCGAAGGAGCAAGGCGGAUGACGAGGAAUCUCUGACACCUGGUGGCAGUCCCAACAAACAGCUAACAGGGGGAUCGAAAGCCACAACACCCACCGGCAGUAGGGAACCCAGUGUUGCGCACUUUUCCCUGGGAGAUCCCAAUCGCAGCUCCACGAGAUCGAUGCAGCCACUGGGAAAGAGCGAGGGUCGAAAUGGCAAGCCAGUCGGUCGCAGUUCGAGCAGUGUAUCGGGCAAAAGACCUGCCCACCUGGAUGCGGAUGUUAUCCACAUACCGCUGAAGGGCGGCGAUAGCGAGAACAGUUUGCUGCGACCGGAGAGCUACUCUAAUGCCAGCACCCUUAGCUACGGGCGACCGCUGGACAGGAAGACCCUGAGCACUCUGCAACUGGCGGAUAUUCCCAUAAGUGACGGCAAUAUGGAAUUGAUUGCCAUCGCCGACAGGCAGAGCAUCAAGAAUCUGUGCGAGGGAGCCUACGGUGUGGUGCUGGAUCCCAGUGUGGAUCUCUCCGAGGCGGAACACUUUGCGCUGUACACCAGCAAAAGUCCGGAGCCACCAUUUGGCAGCGAGUGCGCCGAAGGUGGAGCAGCAGGUGGUGCAGCCACCGGCGGAGUGGAUACGACCGAUUUUUUGAGUGCGGAUGAAAUAGCACGGCGGCUGGCGGAGGCAAAUGGCUUGGAGUAGAUGAAUUGGGUUA
This is a messenger RNA of Drosophila sechellia, 3528 nucleotides long. RefSeq names its product Dorsal-related immunity factor (gene Dif). NCBI's taxonomy places the organism in Eukaryota, Metazoa, Arthropoda, Insecta, Diptera, Drosophilidae. The record is from RefSeq and is a predicted model, not a curated record. Gene Ontology annotation, biological process: canonical NF-kappaB signal transduction; non-canonical NF-kappaB signal transduction; response to cytokine. Gene Ontology annotation, cellular component: nucleus; cytoplasm. The transcript has 5 exons. Bases 540 to 3515 code for a protein of 991 amino acids. Gene Ontology annotation, molecular function: DNA-binding transcription factor activity, RNA polymerase II-specific; RNA polymerase II cis-regulatory region sequence-specific DNA binding.